Messenger RNA from Glarea lozoyensis ATCC 20868, 1263 nucleotides. Its product is annotated as Class II aaRS ABD-like protein. Gene Ontology annotation, molecular function: rRNA primary transcript binding. Gene Ontology annotation, biological process: maturation of LSU-rRNA; maturation of 5.8S rRNA. Gene Ontology annotation, cellular component: nucleolus; preribosome, large subunit precursor. The coding region runs from base 1 to 1263 and encodes 420 amino acids. NCBI's taxonomy places the organism in Eukaryota, Fungi, Ascomycota, Leotiomycetes, Helotiales, Helotiaceae. The record is from RefSeq and is a predicted model, not a curated record. The transcript has a single exon.
AUGGGGUCCAAACGACUAAAGCCCUCCCCAAAGGCUUCACUACCGUUCAAAACUGGCAACAAAUUCCGCAGACAAGAUUUGCAUGUUAAGCAAAAGAAAGCCCGCGACAGUCUUCGGCGAGACGAACGGUUCAAGCGCAAACGAGAGGAAGACAAGGAUCCAGAAUUACGAAGAGAAAGAUUGGAAAAGAAUGUCCCACACACAAUUGAUAAGAAGCGAGUCUGGGACGAAGUCGAAGGCGAUGGCUUAAAUGUCAGUGUGGAUGUGGAACAACUGAAGAGGCGGCGAAUCGAACAAGCAGAAGCUGCUGAACAAGAAAUAUCGGGAGAUGUCGAGGGUUUAGUGGAGGACGACGUGGAUAGCAUGCUAGAUACAGACUCGGAAUCUGAAGCUGGGGAGGAUGAGGACGGAACAUCUACCAAGGAAUCUCGACGACGACCUCGGGCAGCUUCGAAUGCACCCUCUCUUGCGCCAUCUACCACAAGUACCAAUUUGGAUCUGACGCCCGACUCUCUUGCCCUCAAGUUCCCUACGCUCUUCUCUGACGAACCUCCACCAGCACCUAAGAUUCUCCUCACAACUUCAAUCAAUUCGACUCUCCAUCACGAGGCCGAACUGCUGUGCACCCUAUUCCCCCACAGCACAUACAUCCGGCGGUCUUCACAUCGCUACGGGCAUAAGUUUUCUCUGAGGGAAAUCUCAAAGUUUGCCUCAAAUCGGAAUUACACUUCUGUAAUACUUCUCAAAGAAGACGCCAAAACCCCUACAGGUCUUACUAUUGUACAUUUACCAUCCGGGCCAACCUGUCAUUUUUCGAUUGCGAAUUGGGUAGAGGGUAAAAAGCUUCCUGGGCAUGGAAACCCUACAAAUCAUUAUCCGGAGCUGAUCUUGAAUAACUUUCGUACACCGCUAGGUCUGUUGUCAGCCAGAUUAUUCCUCACUCUCUUCCCUCCACAGCCAGAGUUGCAGGGUCGGCAAGUGGUUACAUUGCACAAUCAGCGUGAUUACAUAUUCCUUCGACGUCACCGUUACGUAUUUCGUGACAAGAGAGAAACCGAGAAGAGUGUUGUCGGUCCAGACGGCAAGGUUGUUGAGGGCGUGGAAGGUAUUCGAGCAGGAUUACAAGAAUUAGGACCAAGAUUUACACUAAAGUUACGGAGAGUGGAUAAAGGCAUUGGACGGGCAGGCAGUGAGGGUGAUGAUGCAGUACAGUGGCAGUGGAAGGCACAUAUGGAGAAACAGCGGACCAGGUUCAACCUCUAA